GGUCUACCACGUCAUCCGUAACUUGCAAUUCACGAAACGUUGUAGCUGCCAUAAAAUCUCCACACUCAUCAGUAACACCAGGACCCACAUAGCUCUGGUAUUUAUAUAUCCAGAAUCGGAUUCAGUACGAUAUCAUUCUCUCUUAAGAUCACGUACCUGAGCGGUCUUCUUAUUGCAGAACUCUUCUGUAUCAGCGAGGGAGCUCUUCGCCCCCCAUCAUCCUAACAUUGAAUCAAGACUGCACUGCACAUUUUCGACACAUUGAAUUAUGGCGCCUCGAAAGAAAAAUAAACCAGAGACUACAACUCCAGAGAUUCAGCAACCAGCUCCGCAGCGACCGUCCCUGUUACGACGUAUUCAAGUGCUGAUGCCAUCUGUACCACGCAGAAGGUCUACGCCAAGCUCACGUCCUUUUACUGCACCAAAUUUCGAAAGUCGUCCCGGAAAUGGGUGCCGACGCCGCGAUUCACGCCACCAAGACGGAGAGUCGUCCCUUACAGUACCCGUUCGCUCAGACUCGCCAUGCCCAUAUGACGCUGAGGAGUAUCAUUCCUUUCCGAGCAUUGACAAGCCGCGCUGUUGGACUUGUGGUUUUUCAUUCCGCCGGCUCACUCGUACGACAAGGGCGCCGAUUAGGCCAUGUAGUGCUUGCCGUUCACGCAGCCCAAGUUCACACCUUGCCAGAAAUCGAAGCAACACCCCGAACCGGAGUGCUUCGGCAGUGGAAACAAGCCUGAUGUCCGUUUCAGAGGAAGACGUUGAUCUACCACCACGACCUGUAUUUAACGUUCCGCGGGUGCUCCUCGAAAAUGGACCAAGAAUAGCAAGAAUGCCCCGUUUUCCUCCCCUGAAUUCCGUUGAUAUACCGCGGGAAACUCCCACUGAAAGGCCGCCGACGAGACAUGGACCUAUCCCAGAAUCGGAGCGCGGCUUUACAUUUGAAAAGUUGAAAGAGUUGCUCCCUCCACCGCCAAAGUUUACGUCUUCAACACCUCGACCAAAAAGCCCGAAGAUUCAUCACAUCCAUGGAUUACCCCACGCGAGGGACUAUCCCUAUGUGCAUAAGCAUGAAGUUGAGAAGCAUUUAGCAGCCCUACGUGCUGGCGAGCCCACCCCGGUUGCAGAUAUACAAAGGGGGGUAGGGAGGCCGCAUACUGCGGUGGGAAGUAGAGGUUCGAGUAGAGAUUACUCCGAGACAGUCUUCUACGGUCGUGGUGCGUCUCCAGUGUCAACCGCGUCCUCAAGACAGUCGCCCACCCAGGCGCAACCUCACUCAAGCUACAGGUCUUCACCACUGUCUCUAGACACCAUCCUCGAGGAGAAUCGUAGACCACGUGAUCCGCACAGCUCUCUUGGAAGACCAGGCCCCGGCACUCCCGUUCAUAAAUCCGAAAGUGUAACACUAACAGAAUAUGACGAGGAUAAUUACGACCUGGAACUGCAGAGGAGCACAGUAUAUCGCGUACGGGUACCGCAGAACCAGCAACAGAGGAACAGAAUUACUGAACACGAGAGCGAUCAUUCAAGCGAUCAUUCAAGCGACCAAUCGAGCAACCAUGGCGGCACGCUCCCUCCAACACCCUCCACAAUUGGCGGCGUCCGCACUGAACUUCGUGGCGGAAAUCCAUUUCAAGAGGGAUUACCCAGGCUUAGAGGUGGCGGAGAUGAAGAAAGUCCAGAGCCACCCAGAUUGACCAGGAGCUACAAGCUGAAGAAGUUCAUACUCACCUGUCGAGGCCCCUGUGCGACUACUUCGGAUAGUGAUAGCGAAGACGUCCUGCCGCCGCGUACGCCUCUGCCCGAUCGGAUUGCAAGGGCUACGAGUAAGGCAUUGAGGAGAGUCCCACUUCCGAAGCAUAUUCAAAGGCUCCAACCUAGCGAUGGAAAUGGUAGCGAGUCUGCGCCCCUGGAAAAUCUCAGGCUAAGUUCCCUAGAAGGGCUAAACGAGUGCCCGCCAACGCCGCUCCAGCAAAUACCCUGUCUCAGAGGCGGCGGUGCACCUACCUUCGAAGACACGGAUCCUCUCCCUUUGAGUCUAUGGUGGCUUGCCGGCGGCCGAGGAAAGAAGCCCAUAACAGUCGCUCAGUGGAACAGUCAGAAGCCGAAGAAGAGGAUGGGCGGCCUCCUUGGCAUGGCAGUAUUUGGACUCAAGGCUGGGACACCGUAUCAGGCCAACGAGAAGGGAGACGCUGGAGCGGAAGGAGCUGCUUCUGGCGGAUCGAGCUCUUCGUCUAGCUUAUUGGGGUCUAGUUCUUCGUUGAGCAAGCUCUCGGUCACCGUCACUGCGAGGGAAUCGCCGCCAUCCAACAACACUGCUAGUUCUAUCAGUGGGAAUGAUGGUGCCGGAAGUGCAACAGGGUCCAGGGCUCCGUCUAUCCACUCGACGCGUACGAAUGCGUCAAGAAGGCCAGUACUAAACUCUCCUGUCCCUGCUGCUAAGGGUGUGUCCGCGAAUCCGCCAGCUCCUAGGUCCUCGGCGUCAAGUUCGACGGGGAGUGCCUCAAAGUGUCGAACCUCGUCCAGGAGAUCCUCAGCUGCGCAUACUGCAAGAGAACCCGCUGUCGCUGAAGGCAGUCCUGGCGCUGCUUACGGGAACGGGCCAGCCAGCGCGACUCGGGCGCCCAGCAUUCAUUCAUCUGUCUCUGGCUCGACGCGCUCUAAGACCUCAGAACGUAGCGCAACGGGAAGCAACCACGCCGUGGCUGAUGCGGCUUCUGCCGGUGCAACCAGCGCGACGACAGCGAAUGAGCCAUCGUCUGACAAUGCAGAUAGCAAUCCUGCUUCCGGUGAUAGUGCUGCGGCGCAGGAGGACGCGCCAGCGGAUAGUGCAAACGACCACACAACUGGAGAGCCCAACGCCAGCGAUGGGGCGAACACUAGCGAUGUGGGGAACGCACAGAGUGAUGCUCCAGCUAGUGAACAACAAAUUGCCAAUGCGGCAGCAGGCAACGGAGCUGGGGAAGCGGACCCUGGUGCUGGACACAACGGUACAGCGGUCUAGGGCGGUAGUACUGCGCAGGCAGAGAGCGGAG
Trematosphaeria pertusa is the source of this 3032-nucleotide messenger RNA. RefSeq lists its product as uncharacterized. The record is from RefSeq and is a predicted model, not a curated record. Bases 269 to 3001 code for a protein of 910 amino acids. The transcript has a single exon. NCBI's taxonomy places the organism in Eukaryota, Fungi, Ascomycota, Dothideomycetes, Pleosporales, Trematosphaeriaceae.